GCGAAACUCGGAUGUGUUUAGAGCUUGCAAAAACGCGCAAAACUAAUUUAAAAGAUUAAAACUUAAAUAUAAAAUGUUUACAUUAUUUUUUUGAUAGAAUUUAAAUCGCCAUGAAUAAUAACGAAACUUUGACUGACAUUUUAUCGACGACAAAAGACCCUUUCGACGAUAUUCCGGUUAACAUAAGGCACGUUAUAAUUGAGUUUUUGAUCGGCGCCCAUGUCGAAGGUAACGAUGUAACGGUUCCACACGUGAGGAGUUCCGUUGUCAACAUUUAUCAAUCGAUUAUUUGCAUUUAUGUUUUGUUAAUAAUCGUUGGAGUUUCGGCAAAUUUAGCGGUCGGUUUUCAUAUUGUAAGACAUAGACUUUACGCAGAUCCCACAUAUAGUUUUAUCGUUAACAAUGUUGUUAGUGAUAUCGUUAAGUGUAUCGCUGUUUUACCCAUAACAUUAUACGUACUUUUAGUAGAAAAUUGGAAUCUCGGGGAAUUACUUUGUUCCUUUUUACCAAUGCUACAGGAUAUUCCGCUACAUACCACAACACUAACAUUCCUAUUAAUGGCCUGGGAUCGACUCAGAUACGUUAAACAUCCAAAUAAGCCAAGAAUACCAGCUUUUGUAUGCACCAUUGGUACCUGGUUAACCGCUUUGUGUCUCGUUUUACCUUAUCCGAUUUAUAUUAUUUACGUUGAUUUAGGGAAACAUCUUCCAGCUUUCGACGGUGUUGGGAUUUGUAUCGUAAAUUUUACCGACGAUAUGCAAGAGUACAUGCGUGGAAUCUUUCUUUUCAUGUACGCAGCUCCGUUAUCAACAAUUUCGUACUUGUACGUGAAAGUUUCGAGAAAAUUGCAGGAACAACAAGGGGAUUCCGGAGUGAUUUUAUUCGAAACUCGACGAAAUGGGAGAUCUAGGACCGAUUCUCAUUCAACCACCAUCGAUAUCACUAGAAGUAACUGUCGUGGUGAUUGCGAUACUUUAAGCGAUAACAGCCGAAAUAGUUAUACAAGAAAUAACCGGGCUAGUUACAGAGAGAGUCGAUUUAGACAAGAAUCGAGCGAAGAUCUCGAUAUCCCGAAAGAAACGCGAACGCAGAAGUAUUUGGUCUUAAUGGUGACCAUGUACGCGGUUUUUCUUUGCCCGUUGAUGAUCUUGAGGGUGGCUCGAUUGGCUCUUAUCGAAACCUACGAGAAUACCGCCCAUUUCGAUAUCACCUACACUAUGCUGGUUUGGAUCGCGUUUCUUCAUACUUGCUCCACCCCGAUUUUAUUCGCAUCCUGGCAAAUGAGUCGUCCAUCAAAAGAACGCCUUCGUGGUUACUUCCGGUUCAGUAACCGGAAACUUCGUCGUUCGUGCGACAUCCCCAACCAGCAAAAUCCGGGACAACAUCGUUCGUCCGUGUACGGUAUUCCCGGUGAACGAAGAGGGGAUCUCGUUAUGACGGGAAAUGGGGAAUUUUCGGAUUGUGGAAGCAUGGAAACAUCCUGAUCCGGACAGAAUUCGAGCAGAAAAUGUUUGCUUAAAAAAGGACAACAUUUUGAACAGCUCAUAUAAAGAAGAUAAAGAAUAUAAAGGUUUGAGAUAAGUAACGAAGAAAGUUCAACGUUAAAACUCAAGAAAUAACCAGCCAAAGUAUACUUAAAAUAAAUAUAACGAUGUUUGUAAUAUAAUUGUUGUGUAACUAGAAUUUUUUUUGUAACAAAAACUGUUUGUGAUGUCUGACAAAUAAAAAAGUACAUACAUAACA
Messenger RNA from Onthophagus taurus, 1743 nucleotides. Its product is annotated as prolactin-releasing peptide receptor. Gene Ontology annotation, molecular function: neuropeptide receptor activity. Gene Ontology annotation, cellular component: plasma membrane. Gene Ontology annotation, biological process: neuropeptide signaling pathway. The record is from RefSeq and is a predicted model, not a curated record. Lineage: Eukaryota; Metazoa; Arthropoda; Insecta; Coleoptera; Scarabaeidae.